This is a messenger RNA of Anarrhichthys ocellatus (wolf-eel), 5319 nucleotides long. RefSeq names its product carbamoyl-phosphate synthase 1, mitochondrial (gene cps1). The record is from RefSeq and is a predicted model, not a curated record. The transcript has 38 exons. Bases 186 to 4616 code for a protein of 1476 amino acids. Gene Ontology annotation, molecular function: ATP binding; metal ion binding; carbamoyl-phosphate synthase (glutamine-hydrolyzing) activity. Lineage: Eukaryota; Metazoa; Chordata; Actinopteri; Perciformes; Anarhichadidae. Gene Ontology annotation, biological process: L-glutamine metabolic process; 'de novo' pyrimidine nucleobase biosynthetic process; L-arginine biosynthetic process. Gene Ontology annotation, cellular component: carbamoyl-phosphate synthase complex; cytoplasm.
UCAGUUGAACUACCUGUAACAACACGAGGGGCAGCCCAAAAAACUUGUUCAACUGUCUCCUAAAUGAACACGUAGCCUCGUUGAACUGUUCCCAAGACAGUGUAACUACUUACUCAUUUUUAUAUCCGGAAACUUCUCAUUCACGCCUGUGCAACUUUACCCAAAAGAGUCAUUUUAGGUCUAACAUGACAAAAAUCCUGUUGGCGUACAGCGUUGUUAAAUCUCUGAGGCAAGGAUGUGUGGUUGGCAGAAGAGUAGGAGACACGUCUGCGUGGCUGAGACUGCAAACUUCUAGACUUUUUAGUGUGAAGGCCCAGACGGCCCACCUGGUCUUGGAGGAUGGCACCAGGAUGAAAGGGUUUUCCUUUGGGCAUGAUGCCUCUGUAGCCGGGGAACUCGUCUUCAAUACUGGCCUGGUGGGGUAUCCUGAGACCCUGACUGACCCCAGCUACAGAGGUCAGAUCCUGACCCUCACCUACCCUAUUGUGGGAAAUUAUGGGGUACCCAACAGCGAGGAGCUGGACGAGCUGGGCCUGAGAAAUCAUCUGGAGUCGGAGCGCAUCCAGAUUUCUGGUCUUCUUGUUCAAGACUACAGUCACGAGUACAGCCACUGGAACUCCGUCAAGUCUUUGGGACAAUGGCUACAAGAAGAGAAGGUUCCUGCGCUGUUUGGAAUAGACACCAGAAUGCUGACCAAGAUAAUCCGAGAUAAGGGCACAGCUUUGGGGAAGAUUGAGUUUGAUGGCCAACCUGUUGAGAUCUUUGACCCCAACCAGAAAAACCUCAUGGAAGAGGUCUCAACCAAGGAAAUCAAAGUCUUUGGAAAAGGAAACCCAAUAAAAGUGGUGGCUGUUGAUUGCGGUAUUAAACAUAACAUUAUUCGCCUGCUGGUUAAGAGGGGUGCGGAGGUCCACCUCGUACCGUGGGAUCAGGACUUGCAGAGUCUAGACUACGACGGCCUAUUCAUCUCCAAUGGACCAGGAGAUCCGUCUCUGGCCAAGACGCUCAUCGACAAUGUCCGCAAGGUGCUGGAGAAUGAUCGUCCCCAGCCAGUGUUUGGGAUCUGUAUGGGCAACCAGAUCACUGCUCUGGCUGCAGGAGCUCAGUCCUAUAAGCUACCUAUGGGCAACAGAGGCCAGAACCAGCCGGUGCUGAAUGUGAUGACGGGCCAGGCCUUCAUUACGGCGCAGAACCACGGCUACGGCAUCGACAGCGCGUCCCUGCCCCCGGGGUGGAGCCCUCUUUUCAUCAACGCCAAUGAUGGCACCAAUGAGGGCAUCAUGCACAACACUAAGCCUGUUUUCACGGCCCAGUUCCACCCAGAGGCUAAAGGCGGUCCCACCGACACAGAGUUCCUCUUUGAUGUCUUCAUGUCUCUGAUCCAGAAAGGAAAAGACGGCAAUAUAGUUUCAGCCAUGCCUAAGGCACCACACAUCCCUCCGAGAGCUCAGGUGUCAAAGGUGCUCAUCCUGGGUUCUGGUGGUCUGUCUAUUGGUCAGGCUGGAGAGUUUGACUACUCUGGAUCUCAGGCCAUCAAGGCCAUGAAGGAAGAAAACCUGAAGACGGUGCUCAUGAACCCAAACAUAGCCUCCGUUCAGACCAAUGAAGUGGGCACCAAGCAGGCCGACUCCGUCUACUUCUUGCCCGUCACUCCACAAUUUGUAACUGAAGUCAUCAAGAUUGAGCGUCCAGAUGGCAUCCUGCUCUCCAUGGGUGGACAGACUGCACUCAACUGCGGAGUUGAGUUGUUCCAGAGUGGUGUCCUGGAGAAGUACGGGGUGAAGGUCCUAGGAACCCCAGUGGAGUCCAUCAUGGCCACAGAGGACCGACAGCUUUUUUCUGACAAACUGAUGGAGAUCAAUGAGAAGAUUGCACCCAGUUUUGCUGUGGAGUCAGUAUCCGAUGCCUUGAAAGCGGCGGAGAAGAUUGGCUACCCGGUGAUGUUGCGGUCGGCGUACGCCCUCGGAGGACUAGGAUCUGGUCUGUGUGCCGACAAAGAGAAGCUGGAGGAAACUGCCCACCAGGCUCUGGCUAUGAGCAGACAGAUCCUGGUGGAGAAGUCUUUGCGGGGCUGGAAGGAGGUGGAAUAUGAGGUGGUGAGAGACGUGGCUGAUAACUGCGUCACCGUCUGCAACAUGGAGAACUUCGACCCGCUGGGCAUUCACACAGGUGACUCCAUAGUAGUGGCACCUAGCCAGACAUUGUCCAACGAGGAGUAUCACAUGCUCCGGGAGACUGCUAUCAAAGUGGUUCGUCACCUUGGCGUUAUAGGCGAAUGCAACAUCCAGUAUGCCCUGCACCCGCUGUCCCUGGAGUACUGCAUCAUUGAGGUUAACGCCCGGCUCUCCAGAAGCUCCGCUCUGGCUUCCAAAGCCACUGGGUAUCCCUUGGCUUUUGUUGCAGCUAAGCUGGCUUUGGGUAUCCCCCUACCGGAGAUCAAGAACGCUGUAUCGGAGAAGACCACAGCCUGCUUUGAACCCAGUCUAGACUACAUCGUCACCAAGAUCCCCCGCUGGGACCUGGACCGCUUUCAGGGCAUGUCCCAUGAAAUAGGCAGCGCCAUGAAGAGUGUCGGAGAGGUGAUGGCAGUUGGCCGAACCUUUGAGGAGAGUAUGCAGAAGGCCCUGAGGAUGUGUCAUCCAUCAGUGGAUGGCUUUGUGCCCCGGCUGCCACUCAAGAAAGCCUGGUCUGACACCCAGGACCUGCAACAGGAGCUGGCUGUGCCCUCCAUCACCCGCAUCUUUUCCCUCGCCAAGGCCCUUCACAGUGGUAUGAGUGUUGAUCAGAUCCACCAGCUGACAGCCAUAGACAAGUGGUUCCUGCACAAACUCAACAGGAUAACGCAGCUGGACAAGCACCUGGCAAACUACAACAGCUGCUCUCUGCUUUCACUGUUUGCUGGGUUUGCUAUUUCUCAGCCUGGCCAUAUUGAUACCUUGGCAGCCGAGUAUCCAUCCAUGACCAACUACCUGUAUUGUACCUAUCAUGGUCAGGAGAAUGACCUGGACUUUAAAGACCAGGGCAUUAUGGUUCUUGGUUGUGGGCCCUAUCACAUUGGGAGCAGCGUUGAGUUCGACUGGUGUGCGGUGUCGAGCAUCAGAGCUUUGAGACAGAUGGGUAAGAAGACGGUGGUGGUAAACCACAACCCCGAGACGGUCAGCACCGACUUCGACGAAUGUGACCGCCUUUACUUCGAGGAGUUAACCCUGGAACGCAUCCUUGACAUCUCCCAACAGGAGGGUUGCUCUGGCAGCAUUGUGUCAGUCGGAGGCCAGAUCCCCAACAACCUCGCCGUCCCGUUGCAUCUCAAUGUGGUGAAGAUUCUGGGGACGAGCCCCCUGCAGAUCGACCGGGCUGAGGAACGCUCCGUCUUCUCAAGUAUACUAGAUGACCUCGGGGUGGCCCAAGCCCCAUGGAGGGCCGUCAGCUCCCUGGAAGAUGCCAUCAACUUCGCCAACCACGUGGGCUAUCCCUGUCUGCUGCGGCCCUCCUAUGUUCUCAGUGGUUCUGCAAUGAAUGUUGCAUAUGGAGACGAGGAGAUGAAACGCUUCCUGGAGGAGGCCUCUCAGGUGUCCCAGGAACAUCCGGUGGUCAUCACCAAGUUCAUCUGCGGUGCCAGGGAGGUAGAGGUGGAUGCUGUAGCCAAAGGUGGCAAGGUUCUGGCCCAUGCCAUAACGGAGCAUGUUGAAGAUGCUGGGGUACACUCGGGAGAUGCCACCCUAAUGUUACCAACCCAGUCUAUUAGCCAGGGGGCGCUAGAAAAGGUCAAGAUUGCCACACGGAAAAUUGCGCAGGCAUUUGAAAUUUCGGGGCCCUUUAACACUCAAUUUCUGGUUAAAGGCAAUGAUGUCAUGGUGAUAGAGUGUAAUCUGCGAGCGUCGCGCUCCUUCCCUUUUGUAUCAAAAACAAUCGGUGUGGACUUCAUCAAUGUGGCGACCAGAGUGAUGGUGGGAGAGCCUUUGGAUGAGGCCAGCCUGCCCUCUCUGGAGAACCCCAUCAUACCUGUAGACUACGUUGGCAUCAAGGCACCCAUGUUCUCCUGGCCCCGGCUGAGGGAUGCAGACCCUGUGCUUCGCUGUGAGAUGGCCUCCACUGGAGAAGUCGCUUGUUUUGGACCAAACAUUUAUUCUGCCUUCCUGAAGGCUAUGCUCUCCACGGGCUUUAAGCUACCAGAGAAAGGCAUCCUGAUUGGGAUUCAGCAUUCCUUCCGACCCAACUUCCUGGCUACAGCCCACCAGCUGAAAGAGGAAGGAUUCAAGCUCUUUGCUACUGAAGCCACUUCUGCCUGGCUGUGUGCCAAUGAUGUGCCUGCUACUCCCGUUGCUUGGCCAUCUGAUAAAGGAGGAGAUUCAAGUUUGCCCAGUAUUAAGAGACUUGUCAGCGAGGGUCAUAUUGACCUGGUGGUCAACUUGCCCAACAACAACUCUCGCCACCUGAAAGAUAACUUCAUCAUCCGUAGGAUGGCUGUGGACCACGGUGUUCCCCUCAUCACCAAUUAUCAGGUGGUGAAGCUGUUUGCAGAAGCGAUCUCCCAUGCAGGUAAUCUCGACACUACCAGCCUCUUCCACUACCGUCAGAAGGAAAGGCAACGAAGAGGGGAUAACCAGCAGGGCUAAAGCUUCCUUCUAUUCCCUUUUGUUUCCUUUGUAAAACUGUUGAAUAAAUUGGGAGCAAAUGUUCAAAAUACGAUUAACAAAAAUUCAGUUUUACUAGCCCAUGGUGUCAAGAGGGAGUAGAGUUACUUUAAUGGAAGGGGUUGUCUCUCAGGAGUUAGCCAAACUAAAAAUCUGGAAUUAUAAAUCUUAGGUCCGAGGUCAGACGGACCCUUUCAGGAAACCUCCCAAACAACAAAAAGACAAAACAAAUGUCAUGCUGGAGGAGGAUGAACAUGGACCAAGCAAAAGUUUCACAACCGGACAGUAAAUAACAGCUUAUAAGUGAGCCACAAAGUGUUGAAGAAUUUACCAUUAUGAAUAAAUAAUUACAACUUAAUAUAAAAGGUGACUUGUUAUACCAGGGAGGGUGAUUUUUAUUUUUUUUUGUUGUUGUUGCUUUUCUGCUGUAAUAUGUGAUCAGUACUUUUAUCAGUUAAUGUGACGCAAUGACAUGUUUCCCACUACUCUGCUCUCCCUGGGCUCAUCUUCAUACAAAUGCUUUGGGCAGAUUCUGUUUAGCUUUUUUGGUAUCAUUCAAAUAUUUAGUUGUUAAAGUGAUAUUGGAAAUGUAUUAUGUCCUGUUUGCACGACUUUUAAAGAACCAUAAAGGUAGCUGUAAUAAAGGUUGUUUUGUAUAACGAUCUAUGAAACACAAUGAAGUCUU